UUUUAUUAUCUGAGGUUUUAGGAGGUAAUCAGGUUCAUUUCUCCCCCUCGAGACACCUGUUCUUUGUCCUAAAGACCUUUGGGAUGGAUACAAGGAAAUGAAGGAGCACUGACGGUAGACACAGAAGCAAGCGGUUUUUCUCUCACUGUUUUUGUUCAGAUCUAUUUGUCGACGCUAAGAAAUAAUGCAGUGUCUGCUUGAAAGCUUUACCAAAUGUGUCAAAGUGGAGGUAAUUGAAUUGUUAGAAUAAAAGUCCCAGAUGUUGCCAAAGCUGAAAGAUUUUUUAAAAUCUAAAGACACAACUCUUAUCAAUCCUUUUUUAAUCUAUUUUAUAGUCUCUUUAUGGUCCUUUGUGCAACCAUAGGAUGCCCUUAGAGGUUUUGCUCUGAGAUUUGUGUAGUGGACAUAUUCUCACUAAAAUGCUUGUUUAAAAUGGGUUCUGUUCAUCUCUUAGUCAAUGUCACUCAUUUGUGACCUACAAAUACUGAGCAGACUACAAUUUGAAUUGAUUCAUUUUCUAUUUUUCCUUUGCUAAAUGUAAGAAAUUAAAAGCACUUCAAAUAAGCUAUUUUUAGUAAGGGUCUGCAAAAAGCACAGCCUCUACUGUGAUGUAAUACAGCCCACAGUUGUAGAUAGUACAGUAUAUUCUUUAUAGCUGUAAGAGCUUGCUAGCCAACUUAAGUGAACCUGCACUCAUGCAGGAAGGUGAAGCGAUUUUCAUUGGUCAGUACAACCAUCAUUCCGGUCCAUUCCCUAAACGGGAUUGGUCAACGGCAAAGAGAGUAAUUUAGAUCCGUAGUGAUUGGCUUCCGCUAACGUCACUCAGGUCUACGUCGUUGCGUUGUGAGAACGUCUGAUGAGCCCGACGGUCUCAGGAAGCAGGGGCGCUUAUUUAAUAUUUUGUAGCGAUAAAGACGGUUGAAGUGCAACAUUUUUGGCGACGGGGGCACAGAUGAGGACAGUUAGACAUUUUCCAAUGAAUUUUUAGGAGGGUGGCUGUCAACGUCAGAGGACUUUUGUUAUGAUUUGGCGCUGAUAUCGACGAUGUUUACUGUUCAUCCCGAUAGGUCCCGCUGACGGGUAGCCAAUAACUGGUGCCUCUAGCCUUAAACUGCCUAAAUAUUAGGCAGGAACAAAAAAAAUACACUUUAUUUCUUCUUGAACGGGGGCCGGCGGCACGCCAAAAAUUUACUCUGGAGCCGGACACGGAGGAUAGUAUGGCCAUGACGGGAGGGACGGCCGCUGCCCUUCCCAUGAGCAACCACACCCGGGAGAGGGUGACCGUGGCCAAGCUGACCCUGGAGAACUUCUACAGCACCCUGCUGACGCAGCACGAGGAGCGCGAGAUGAGGCAGAAGAAGCUGGAGAAGGCCAUGGAGGAGGAGGGUCUACCGGACGAGGAGAAGGCCAUGCGCCGCUCACAGCACGCCCGAAAAGAGACGGAGUUUCUGCGGCUGAAGAGGACGCGGCUGGGAUUGGACGAUUUCGAGUCCCUGAAGGUGAUCGGACGCGGCGCUUUCGGGGAGGUUCGCUUGGUUCAGAAGAAGGACACGGGUCACAUUUACGCCAUGAAGAUUUUGAGGAAAGCGGACAUGCUGGAAAAAGAACAGGAGGCCAUUGCUCACCUCCUCUUCCGGCAGGUGGCUCACAUCCGCGCGGAGAGGGACAUCCUGGUGGAGGCGGACAGCGCCUGGGUGGUCAAGAUGUUCUACAGCUUUCAGGACAAGAGGAACCUCUACCUCAUCAUGGAGUUCCUGCCUGGAGGUGACAUGAUGACGCUGCUGAUGAAGAAGGACACCCUGUCCGAGGAGGCCACGCAGUUCUACAUAGCCGAAACCGUCCUGGCCAUCGACUCCAUCCACCAGCUGGGCUUCAUCCACCGGGACAUCAAGCCCGACAACCUGCUGCUGGACUCCAGGGGCCACGUCAAACUGUCCGACUUCGGCCUCUGCACGGGCCUGAAGAAGGCUCACCGCACCGAAUUUUACCGAAACCUGACGCACAACCCGCCCAGCGACUUCUCGUUUCAAAACAUGAACUCCAAGAGGAAAGCAGAAACCUGGAAGAAAAACAGGAGACAGCUGGCCUACUCCACCGUGGGAACGCCCGACUACAUCGCGCCCGAAGUCUUCAUGCAGACGGGCUACAACAAGCUGUGCGACUGGUGGUCCCUGGGCGUCAUCAUGUACGAGAUGCUCAUCGGUUACCCGCCCUUCUGUUCGGAGACGCCGCAGGAGACGUACCGGAAGGUCAUGAAUUGGAAGGAAACUCUCGUCUUCCCCCCUGAAGUCCCCAUAUCCGAGAGGGCCAAAGACCUCAUAUUAAGGUACUGCACAGACGCUGAGAACAGAAUCGGAGCUGUGAGCGUGGAGGAGAUUAAGAGCCAUCAGUUCUUCGAGUCUGUGGACUGGGAGCACAUCAGGGAGAGGCCGGCCGCCAUUUCUAUCGAGAUCAAAAGCAUCGACGACACGUCAAACUUUGAUGACUUCCCUGAAUCAGACAUCCUACAGCCAGCCAAUGCGACGGAACCUGACUUCAAAUCGAAGGACUGGGUGUUUCUCAACUACACGUACAAGCGCUUCGAGGGCCUGACCCAGCGAGGCACCAUCCCCACGUACAUGAAGGCAGGAAAGGCCUAGCACGCCAAAACCGCGGUGAAAAACCAGACCUUUUACGGACACAGGGUCGGGCCGAGGAGCCCCGCUGGUGCUGAAGGCCGCGGCCGCCGGCCUCUCAGUUUCAAUUUACCCCCCCCCCAUCACGAGUUAUUUAGGUCCGCUCGGCCGCCACAUAAACGCCAAGAGCUCAGACUAUAAGGAGCGCUUACCGCAUUACCUCGGUUGUUUGUAUCAUCCGUCUCCAGCCACAGCUCUCAGGCUCGCUCAGCAAGUAGGACACUAAAUCAGGAUACGUGCAUGUCCAGCCACACUCCCAGCUGGAGAUUUCCUUUCACUUCAUUUUGCCCCCUAAACAUUGCUGUGGAUAUAAGGCCAGAACGCCAAUGUCUUCUUUAACAUCCCGUCAUCAAUGGUUUUCGCCAGAUCAGCUCAAAUUUUUCACCGGAGGCUAAAUAUAAACUGGAAUCGAACAACAUUCCAGCAUGAUUUCAAGUGUUUUUGGGGAACGUUUAGCUAUUUAUUUAAAGAGUGCAGCUGUGUUUUAGUGAAGAAAAAUAACAUUUCAUUUUUAUUAAAUCUAAUUUUACAAACCUUUAGCCAAACCUAAGCCAAAUCUCUGGAGCUGUUGAAAUGCGUCCUUUAAUAAUAUCCUCUCCGCAGUCAAAUUGUACAAGAAACUAACCUUAUUUGCCAUACAAAUGAGCAGACAACCUCACAGAGACCAGACCUGAAGGCAUUGAAAUACGGAACGGCGCCAGUUCCUAAAAUGCUAACAAAUCAAAACUGCAGGGAUUUUAAAGCAAAGUUUAGCUCUCGUUUGGCAUCAUUAGGUCAGCGUUUGGAAGGUCAAGAAAUGGCACAACUGAGAAGUUUAAAGAUCCAAAUAAGUUGCAAGCAACGCUUUGAACUGGCAGGAUGGGCCAUUUGCUACAUGUUCUUUCCAAAGUGCCUCCUCCCGCUUGGUUCGGUUCUUCUCCACCACCUCUGUCAAUCAGAGAAAACACUAUAUUUUUAUGAAAAUUAAUUUAAAAAAUAGCCAAUGCUUGUAUUACUGAUGACAUAGCUUUCAUUCUGUGCUGUACUGAGCCAACAUUUGAAUCACUGAUGCUAAAACAUUGAACCAACUUAUGCUAAAUGUGUCACUAGCUAAACGUGCGCAUGCUAGCAUAGUUAUUGUCAAACGUUAGCCUCUGGAGUUUAGUAUUUUGUUCCAAUGUGGAGCCCAGAGAGAUUUGUGUUACGUCUUUACACACUGUAUAGUUACUCUUUAUUCUAGAAUCAGUAUAUUUAAAUAAACUCUCUUAGAAUUAUUUUUUAAAGUGACUCAUUUGAAAUUUCUACUGUUUUCUGCUUAGCAUUGCCAAACUUCCAAGGGGAGAGUUUGAACAAAAAUAAUUAAGGAAACACCUCAAAUCAUGCUGGAAUCCUCCUUCCAUAUGCAGUUUUUGUGGGAGUUAACUUUGGUUUUAGUCGCAGAUUUAAAAUCUUUUAGCCAGAAACAUUAAUGCCUGUGUGGCAUUAAUGUUCCACAUUCAGCUCAACAUGUGUUACAGUGAAAACGACUCAUUCACAUCGCCAACAAGCAGCCGGAUCCAUUUAGAGCCCGUUGUUUCAUCUAGAUCGCCGCUACACAAAUUGAUAUUUGCCGCAAUCACUUCCUUUUUUAAGUGGGCAAAACGUGCAAAGUGCCUUUUUUAAGUAGCUGGUGAAUAUCAAACCAGACGUUUAGCUAUAGUUUAGCCGAGGUAGAUAAAAGGACAACAGUGUGAUUUAAAGAAUAUUAAAGCUAAAUGACGGCGGCAAGAUGAGCAACAGUUGUCUUCUACGGUAAAUAAAAGGACCUGACAUUAGAUUACCGAAGGGGGCAAAGGCAGUAAAGAAAAUCAGGUUUUUAUAGGAGAGGUAUAACAAAAGAAGACUGUAAAAAAAAAAAUGAAGAAACUACAGAGGAGAGGAUGCAAGAAUAGAUGUUUUUUUAAUUAUUUUUUCCUUCUUAAGUAUCCGGUAUGGAUGUUAGUCUCUUUCUCACACGCUCAACAAAAGAAAAGAAAAGCAUCCUUUGUCCUCGUGGGAACUCAAACCGUUUUUUAACCGUCGCGUCUGCUCAGAGUUGUUACCAAAGAACUCUCAAAUCAUCCCACGUCGUGGUCCGAACACGGAUCCAGAUGUAGCUGUCGCUUACUGCACUUAACAUAAAACUACCUUUUUACGAGAGAGAGAGAGAAAGAGAGAGAAUGAGGAAAUACAAAAAACAAAAAAGACCUUUCCAGUAGAGCUAAACGCGGUUAUGGAGUAGUUUGCCGUUUCUGUUUUCUACUCGCGGGACAUUGAGUGUGCA
This is a messenger RNA of Menidia menidia (Atlantic silverside), 4956 nucleotides long. The record is from the annotation of a GenBank genome assembly. NCBI's taxonomy places the organism in Eukaryota, Metazoa, Chordata, Actinopteri, Atheriniformes, Atherinopsidae.